AAUCAGCUGAUACUGGAGGUGUUUUGAUGGAAGUUGCUGUUGUUUGUGGAGAGUUUUUAUUCCUUCUCUUCAAUUCAUUAUAAAGACACAAUCAAGCGAUAAAAGGAAUUCGGUGGACUUUGAAUAUUAGCUAAGUGACACGGUUGUAAUUUAAAUUCAUAGCUGCCUGUAUUGCUAUUGAGUUCUCGAUAAUGAAGAAAAUAGCAACGUAGCUGACGUUAGUCAACGCUUUGAGACGUUCUUUGUUUAUGUUGUGCCAGACAAAGCUGCAGUGUUUGGUUUCGUCUUUUUGAAGAUCGUUUAAUAUUUGUUUAUAAUUGUGAGUGAAUAUCGAUUACAAUAACGUUACAGGGGAGCUAAAUAAUGUUAACGAUAGCUAGCUAGCAUAACUACAAGUUACCGACAAUUGUUGUCAAGCCGCUGAGUUGUCCUGUAUAGUCUGAUCAUAAGCGAGACAGCUGAGAUCUUUAGAUAGUGACGAGUGUGGAAAGACUUCAGUCUAGUUGUUGUGUGGUCGUCAUUUUCGCAUCACUCAGUCAGUCAGCUCAUCUGCGACCUGUUGGUAGAACUAGCUAACGUACAUGUCAGCCACCAACCUGAGUCUCAGUUGGCUUUGUGUGUAACGUAGCAAGUUGGUUGCGCAAUUCCUGUAUGCUAGCUACUUGUCAGCAAGGAUCACUUCAUAUGCUAACAGUAAUCGCUCGUCGCUAAAUAUUAUGUGUCUUGGUCUCUGAGAACCUACCAUUUGUCCCGCUGUCAAUAUAUUUCAUGGUGUUUUAUGUAAAGCCGUAUUGUUUAUGAAUGAAGUAUUUAUUGUGUUAACUUCAUAUACUUGUAUAGAAACAAUAGGAGUGUUUAAGAAUAGGAUUAGGCAGUUUUACUAUUAAAGAAAGGUCCAGUUCAGGCAGAGAACCUUGUUGAAAAUCCUUCUCCCUACUCGCCAAUGCUGGAUCUGGAAGUUGUUCCUGAAAGAUCUUUAGGAAAUGAACAAUGGGAAUUCGCGUUAGGGAUGCCAUUGGCCCAGGCCAUUUCCAUUUUACAGAAACACUGCCGCAUCAUCAAGAAUGUCCAGGUUCUUUACAGUGAACAAACACCACUUAGUCAUGACCUCAUACUCAACUUGACUCAGGAUGGAAUUAAACUGCUGUUUGAUGCCUGUAACCAGAGACUGAAGGUGAUUGAAGUAUACGACUUGAGCAAAGUUAAAUUGAAAUACUGUGGAGUACAUUUCAACACUCAGGCUAUAGCACCCACCAUAGAGCAGAUUGAUCAGUCCUUUGGCGCCACACACCCUGGAGUAUACAAUGCUGCAGAGCAACUGUUCCACCUGAACUUUCGAGGACUCUCCUUCUCCUUCCAGCUUGACUCAUGGAAUGAAGCUCCCAAGUAUGAGCCUAACUUUGCCCAUGGCUUGGCCUCCCUGCAGAUUCCACACGGGGCCACAGUGAAACGGAUGUACAUCUCCGCUGGGAACAACCUACAGGACACCAAGGCCCCAGUGAUGCCCCUUGCCUGUUUCCUUGGCAACGUUUAUGCAGAGUGUGUGGAUGUGCUGAGGGAUGGGGUGGGGCCACUUGGUCUGAGACUUCGCCUCCUCACUGCAGGAUGUGGGCCCGGGGUGAUGGCAGAUGCCAAGGUGCGUGCCGUGGAGAGGAACAUUUACUUUGGAGACUCCUGUCAGGAUGUGCUGAGCGCUCUGGGCUCACCACACAAAGUAUUCUACAAGUCUGAAGACAAGAUGAAGAUCCACUCUCCGUCACCUCACAAGCAGGUCCCGUCCAAAUGCAAUGACUACUUCUUCAACUACUUCACCCUGGGGGUGGACUUACUCUUUGAUUCUAGCACACACCUGGUGAAGAAGUUUGUCCUUCAUACUAACUUCCCCGGCCAUUACAAUUUCAACAUAUAUCAUCGAUGCGAUUUCAAGAUUCCACUUGUCAUCAAGAAAGAAGGUGCUGCCGCUCAAGGGGAGGACUGCACCCUCACUACCUACAGCAAGUGGGAUCAGAUUCAGGAGCUGCUUGGACACCCCAUGGAAAAGCCUGUCGUGCUCCACAGGUCAUCCUCGGCAAAUAACACCAAUCCCUUCGGCUCUACAUUCUGUUUUGGACUACAGCGAAUGAUCUUUGAGGUGAUGCAGAACAACCACAUAGCUUCAGUGACCCUGUACGGAGCCCCCAGACCCAGCAGCAGGGCCAGAGCCGAGGCCAUCGGCCACUGAACAGCAUCUCACUGGUGCCCCAGACCCCAACCCAUACCCUGCCUGAGGGCUGUCUCUCCACCGCUCCACACCAGCCCUGGGCUGAUCAGCAGUGUACUCUCUGUCUCAGCCACUGCCAUCUUCACACCAGAGAGGCCCGCUAGAAGCUCCUCUGGACCCAUCUGCCCCUGUGUGACGGGCGCCUCAUGCAGGGUCCUGCUAGGAGCCUUACGGCAGCCAUCAUCCCUUCUCCCUCUGACUGACCCUGUCCCAAUGCUCUUCAUCAUCAGAACACUUGUUAGAUGUGUUGACAGUGUACAUUUGUAUGCCUGUGAGCAGAAACAAAUGCUCACCUUCUUACACAAACGAGCACCUGCAUGCAUGCAGUAGUUUUUUUUAAUUGAAAUUUUAAUACAUGAUUAACAUGCAUCAGAAACAGAUACCAAAAGCCUGCCACAGACACCAAAACCAUUUCAAUCCUUUCUCCACUAUAUGUUCAUGUUACCGAUUUUAAAACACAUGCAUAUGGAUGCAGGCUCAUCUGCAACACUAACACAUUACGUACAUAAAUUCAUACACAGACAUAUACACAUACAGAAACAACCAUGCAUGCACAUCGACAUAAACCAAUGCAUGCACACACAAACAAACAAUUGCAUGAACAUAGUUUUUAUUUGUAAGAUUACAAGCACAAACUGGCCACACCUUGGAGUGUCCUAGUGCUUUGCAUGCUGUGAGGGUACUGUCUUGGUACAUGAACAAACACACAUACUGGCCCACACACACACACAUCCAUACACUCAUGCCAUGACCAAGUCCACAGCAUAAGCCACCUCCUAUUGCAAGGCAAUGAAGCACCAAAUACAUUUAUAGUUUAUUUUGUGUUUUUGCAUGGAACGAUAAAAACAUUAGUUUUGACAUUUGCACUAAGAUACACCAUAUUUACUUGAUUCUUGUCUCCUAUCCACUGCGGAUUGUGUAUUUUGUUUCCAUUAGUGAUGACUGAGGAAAGGCUCCUGCUCCUCUGUCACCUGAAAAGCCAUGCUUCCUUCCUUCCAGAUGUACACCAUCUCCUCCAACAUCCACUGCUACCACUGUCCUUUACAACCUCCCCCCAUGCGCUCUCAUCAUUGCUCCCGUUCGCCAUCCAUUUCCCUGAUCUCUUUUUCUAUUCACAAUAGAUAUCUAAAUGAGUCCAGCUAAACCCCUUAGAUGUACUUCAUCAUUGCUGUCAUUCAUUAUCAUUUGUUUUGUUAAUUUGCCAACAUUUUAGCCAAAGAUGUUUUAGCAUGUUUUAAGUUAUUGUCAUUUUAGUUUGUUGUCAACUUGACCUCUUGCCUAGAAGAGCUGACAUUCCCUCCUAACACAAGAUAAUUUUUUAUUGCAGGCCCCAGAACCAUAAUCUUGAUCUCAUCUUAGUACUUCUUGAAUAUAUGUUCUUUAUAAUUGCUUUGUGCUUUUUAGUGCAGAUCUUUUAUCAUUCAGUUUUUACUCUAACCAAGAUGUCUUCUAUAUGUGUAGCAGUCUCUUCUGGUGUUCGAUGUUUGUACAGAUUUGUAAAUAGUGUGCCCUUUUCUUUUGGCUUGUCAUUUUAAGAUAAUGGUACGAUGUGGGCCUGAAUUGUUUUAAGGUCAGAGCACACGCCAGACACACAUAAAGACACUUCUAUUACAUAGGAAUUCUGUUUGAUGUCUCUCCCCCCCUAGUGGAGAGAGCACUGUCUGGCUCCUUAACCCUGGGCCUGAAUGGGUCAUUCAUCUCUAUAGCUCAGCUUUAACCACUAUUAAUACUAGAGACCGAUGCUGAAGAUGGGAUAUAUCAGAGACAAAGAUGGAUAGGGAAGGUAGCCCUGUACACUCUGUUUAGAACCCCCGGAUGUGUGUGUGGUCAGUCGCCCUGUUAUAGUGGGUUGAUCAUGUACUGGUGCUAGAACAGAGGUAUUGUUCGUGUUGUUGUUCUGUCACAGGUGGCUGGUUUGCCUGUCGGCCCCACUCAGACCAGCCCUCAGCUUUGCAGCGUGUGAUGCAGGCGUAUUACAUGGGCAUUGUUUAUUCUGUUACAUUGACUUGUUUCAUGAGUUGCGAUGAAAAAAGCCUGUACUGCUGUUGAUGUUAAAAUGAUACCCAUUUGCUUUGUUCAAGUAGUAUACAACAACAAAAAAGCUACAAUCCUUUGUUAACGUUGUGCCUCAUUUCCCACCAAGCCUGUCUUGACUUCUUUCUGUAAAUGAAACUAUUGAACAGCAUUGAGUAUGACUGAGCAUGACGAGCUAACAUGAUCGACUGACUGUCACCCAUAGGCCAUCAUUUUCCUCUCGCUCCAAAAAAAAACAUGACAAAUUGUAGAAUAAAGACUUGAUGUACAGUGCAGGUCCUGAGCUCAGUCAUGAAGGGCUAAUCCUCAUCUCAACAACCCCUGGUGUUCUGAUUAGAAGAUUUGCACAAUACACAAUACAUUGUUUUGGUUUGUUCUAGUUGCUGGACACAGAAACAUGUAUAUCACUGAACAUCUCAUAGCAAGACUAUGGUUUUAACAUCAGUCUGACCGUCAUCGCCGGCCAACCCUUCAUGACCUGAGCUACACACACUGGUUGUUGGAGUUCCAAUGCAAUGCAAUCCCGGCCGGGUACAUUUGUUGCAUCUGAUAUAACUCACUGUAGAUGAGUUUGCAUCUAUAUUAGCGAGCAAACAAAUGCAACACAACUGAUGUUGUGGUAACGUUACUGGAAUGUUACUGCUGAGCAUGAGCUGGGCUGUGUUAGCCCAAUCUCAGGUGGACAUAGAUCUUGUUUUAAAUGCCAGGAGAAAAGGAAUGCUUCCUUUUCAGCUGUUGGCUUUGGCUGUUUUAUUUCCUCUCAAUUGAUCCUAUUUUUGCAUUGGAUUGAAUUAAUGACUGUAAUUAAGACUGUAAUUAUAAAUGAACAACUUCAGUUGAGUGUAAUACUCUAUUAAUGCUAUGUAUUGUCUCCCUUUACAUUGUAUGUUUUAUCCCCACUCCCCAAAGUAGUUAUUUUAGGUGGAUUCAGUCAAUUUAACCCAGUUCUGGAAAUGGGAGUUAUCCUUAAUUCAACAUGUGAAUCAAAUUAAUUGGAAUCUGGUGUCAUAUUUUGGAUAACUUUACUUCUGUACAAUAAAGAACAUGUAGAUCAACAUUAUCAAGCAUGUCAUAAAAAGCAAUAACCGUUGCUACGGUGAAUCAGAACGGUCUGCUUAAAGCUUGCACAAUGCUCCUGAAUGAUGCAAGAAUGCUGUGAUUAAGAUGAGCUCCUCAUAAAAUCUACUGUCAUACUCAACAUUUGAAUUUUAUAAAAUUGCUCAUUCUGAAUUUUGUUAAUAAAAAAAAAAAUCCUGUUACUGUGUGUACAAAAAGGAUAUGAAAAUGUUGAUGUAAUAAAUAUGACAAAAGUC
Molecule: messenger RNA, 5607 nt
Organism: Oncorhynchus kisutch (coho salmon)
Lineage: Eukaryota; Metazoa; Chordata; Actinopteri; Salmoniformes; Salmonidae
Product: UPF0183 protein C16orf70 homolog
Exons: 16
Coding region: 944-2221 (425 amino acids)
Biological process (GO): Golgi to plasma membrane protein transport
Cellular component (GO): dendrite; synaptic vesicle membrane; trans-Golgi network
Source: RefSeq, a predicted model, not a curated record